UUGCAUACUCUCUCUCUCUCUCUGCAAGUUGUCGCUGACAUUGCGGUUUCCAGAUCCCAAUCUCAGUGAAGCGUCUACACCCAGGAAGUAAGGAAGGAAGGAAGGAAGCAACAUUACUCGAAAUUUCCUCUUUUAGAGCCUUGGGUGAAGUGGCUUAAAAAUCUACGGGUGCUUGAGUUCUUCCGGGUUUUGGGCGAGACUUGCAAGUUGAGACUGAAAGAAAUUCGUCAUGUUCAGGUAUUCACCUCGUAGGAACCAGAGAUCCAAAGGAUUCAAGGUGAAGCAUGCUCUCCAGAUAUGCCUUUUGAUUGGUGUUAGCAUCUGGCUGCUUUACCAACUCAGAAACUCUCGAGAUAAGAAAGCAUCAUUUGGCAAGGGUAAUAAAUCUGUGAGUGAAAUUGCAAAGUUGGGGAGAAAAGACCUCCAACCUCAAUUGGAAGAGCCUACCAUUAGAGAUGCAAGGCACAAGGAAGAGGAAAAUGAAGAAGAAAGCAAGAAUGAAGAAGAACAAAACAAGUUUGAAGAAAGUGAUGAUGCUGUAAAAGGUCAUGGGGAUGAUGAGAUAGAUGUACAUGAUAAGGAUAAAGUCGAAGAGGAAACCAAGCAUCGGUGGGAUUCAGUGGAUGGAGAAAAAGAGAAGGAAGAAAACAAGGAAAACAUUAGCGAGGAGAAAGAAAGAGACAAGGAUUUUGAAGAGCGCAGCGAGAAGGAAAAUGAAGAUAAUGAGAGUGAAGAGAGCAAAGAGAAGAGGGGAGAAGAGAAGCAGAAUGAAGAGAACACGGAGAAGGGAAGAGAAGGGAAAGAUUCUGAAGGGAGCAAUGGGCAGAGUGAAGAGAAGGAGAAUGAGGAAAGCAAUGACAAGGAGAGAGAAGUGAAGGCUUUUGAAGAGAACAGAGAGAACGAAGGUGAAAACAAGGGGUUUGGAGAGAGUAAAGUGAAGGAAAGCAAAGAGAAUGAGAAUGAAGAGAGCAAAGAGAAGCAAAGCGAAGAUAAGGAAAAUGAAGAGAGCAAAGAGAAGCAAAGCGAAGAUAAGGAGAAUGAAGAGAUUAAGGAAAAUAGAAGCAAGGAGGAUCAAGGUGCAGAGAAAAGGGAAGGGAGCAACGAGAUCCUUAGUAGAGAGGAGGCAGCAGAGAAAGAAGGCAAGAUAGAGGAGCGGGGUACAUCUGAAGAUCAGGUUCAAGAUGGAAGUGACAGGAAUAAUAAAGCAAGGGAAGGGAGCAAUGAUGCUCCUAGCAUGGUAGUACAUGAAAAUCAAAAUAUAACAACCGGAAGUGAGCUAGGCAAUUGGGAAAAUUCAAAGGAUGCAGAACAGGUUGAAAACAGAGGAAAUAAUGAUUUUGAGCAGGAAAGCAAAACAAAUAGCACCGAAGCAGUUGAUGCCAACCACAAUGACUCAGAGAAGAGUGUAAGAGAAACUGAAAAUUUUGAGAAUCGUGACUCCACAAAUGCUACUAGCGGUGAAAAUGGUGGUAGUGAGAGUAGUCAGCCAGAGCUGCAGAAUGGGCCCCGUGCUAACACUACCCUGCAAAAUGUUAUCCCUCAAGAAACUGAAAAAUCUGAACCAGCUGCCAACAAUGAGCAACAAAAUUCAAGUGAAACACCUUACACAAGAAUGGAGAAUGGUGAUAUGCAAACCGAGUCCAACGGAUCUUCAGUAAUGGAUGGAAACAAUGAUGUAAUUCUAAACACCGUUAACGGUGCUGAUGCAGGCCAGAAUGAGAAUGGCAAUGCUGAUCAGAGCAACACAAAUGACAACACAGAUGCAGGCCAAAAAGAACCAGUUGAUUCUCAGGAAGAGAAAGAGGCAUCGUCAAACACAUAUAGCGAUAGCAAUGCCAGCCAGAAUGAUCAAGUUGAUUCUUCCAUCUCUCAAGAGGAGAAGGAGGCUCGCACCGACUUGGAAACUUUGCCAGAGACCACAACUCAAGGGCAUAACAACGAUGACACAGCUGCAGAGUGACAUUUAUAUGAAAUUUUCGUGUUGCAACCUUUCCACGUUCAUUUACGACUCUCUCACGCUCGUCCUUUCUACUUGAGGCCAUCAAGCCAGUCUGUGCUUUGCUUGUUGUGCUCAAUGUCUAAGAAAAGACCAUCUGAGUUUUGUGAAACAAUUUAAGAAGAUUUAGGUUUCUAUACAGAUUAACCUGUUUGAUAUUCCGAAUAAUCAUAUAAUUCAGGAUGUUUCAUGGGAUGAAUUUAUUGCUGGCUUUAUUUCCA
Juglans regia (Persian walnut) is the source of this 2217-nucleotide messenger RNA. RefSeq names its product myb-like protein X. The record is from RefSeq and is a predicted model, not a curated record. Bases 230 to 1960 code for a protein of 576 amino acids. The transcript has 3 exons. NCBI's taxonomy places the organism in Eukaryota, Viridiplantae, Streptophyta, Magnoliopsida, Fagales, Juglandaceae.